Molecule: messenger RNA, 2956 nt
Organism: Eublepharis macularius
Lineage: Eukaryota; Metazoa; Chordata; Lepidosauria; Squamata; Eublepharidae
Gene: UBR7
Product: ubiquitin protein ligase E3 component n-recognin 7
Cellular component (GO): cytoplasm
Molecular function (GO): ubiquitin protein ligase activity; zinc ion binding
Source: RefSeq, a predicted model, not a curated record
UUGUUCUGCGCGAAGCCUCUUCUCCGUUUCCCACUAAGCGUUCCUUUUUUUUUCUUGGUUAUGGCGCGAUAGCCGGUUUCCGCUUCCGGCUUUGGCGCCUCCUGGUGGCGGUUUUACAGCUUUCCCGCCUUUUCCCACUCCUUUUCGACGCGACGGGGGUCUCCGAGGGGGCUGUGGUGUGAGAUGGAAAAAGAGGCGCCCGAGUCCAUUGCUGGCGAAGGGGACAGGAACAGUGAGGAGCCGGUGGUGUCGCUGGCCGAAGUGCUGGCCGAGAACGAGGAGCUGGAGAAAGAGGCGCGCGCUGUCCUGGGCGGGAGCGACCACGAACGCUGCAGUUACUCUCAGGGAGCUGUAAAGAGGCAAGCCUUGUAUGCAUGCAGUACAUGUACACCAUCAGGAGAAGAACCAGCAGGGAUCUGUUUAGCAUGCAGUUAUGAAUGCCAUGGAACUCACAAGCUAUUUGAACUGUAUACAAAAAGAAACUUCCGCUGUGAUUGUGGGAACAGUAAAUUCAAAAAUCUGCAGUGCAAGCUACUUCCUGAAAAGGCAAAGCUGAAUCCAACAAAUAAGUAUAAUGAUAAUUUCUAUGGAUUAUAUUGUGUUUGUAAAAGACCUUACCCAGAUCCAGAAGACGAGAUUCCAGAUGAAAUGAUCCAGUGCAUAAUUUGUGAAGACUGGUUUCAUGGAAGGCAUCUUGGUGCUAUUCCUCCAGAUAGUGGGGACUUCCAUGAAAUGGUGUGUCAGGCAUGCAUGGAUCGCUGCCCAUUCCUAUGGACUUAUGCCUCUCAGUUAGCAGUUCCCACUGUGACCAAAGUUACCCCGGCUGCUGAAGAUGGCACUGUGCUGAAUGUUGAAGAACGUGAAGAAAUUAAAAAGGAAAAUGGUGCAGACUGCCAAGUAAAAACCGAAGAAGAGAAAGUAGCACCGAGUAAUGAGCCAUCCACCAGCUCUAGCUCCGAAGGUUCAGGUAUGGUUAAGAAUGAAACCUCCACCUGCAAGCUGCAAGAACUUCAAGCCAAGCAGCACCUAAAGAACAACACAGCCACGUUUUGGCCUCACAACUGGCGGAGCAAAUUGUGCACUUGCAAAGAAUGUGUGAAAAUGUACUUGGAUCUGGAAGUUUCAUUUCUAACAGAUGAAUGUGAUACAGUCUUGGCCUAUGAAAAUAAAGGGACAAGUGACCAGGAAGCAGACAGGAGAGAUCCUCUUAUGGACACACUUAGCAGCAUGAAUAGAGUCCAGCAGGUAGAGCUCAUCUGUGAAUACAAUGACCUGAAAACAGAGUUAACAGACUAUCUGAGACGAUUUGCAGAUGAAGGGACUGUUGUUAAGAGAGAGGACAUUCAGCAAUUCUUUGAAGAAUUUCAGUCUCGAAAGAGGAGGAGGACAGCGGAUGCAGUAUUAUUGCAGCUAGAUUGGCUUGGAAGUCAAAGAACAAGCUUUUUCAGGCAACUCUACUAGCUUUCCACUCCUCUCCCCCCCUCUGCUUUAAUGUACUUUCUUACCGCCUAGACAUGCGCUCUAAUGUGAGAGCAGCUGUACUAAAAAGAAACACAGGAUCAUGAUUUUUAGAAUGUGUUUUUUGUGGGGGGGGGGGAGGGGGGUGUUAUUUGAUAAGAGUUACUUGAACUUUGAUCCUCGAUAUCCCUUGGGCUUCUAUUUAGUGUCAAAGGUACAUGCUUAGAAAAGGAACAACUGUUCUCCUGAACUGCUAUAGGUGAACUAUUUUUCAUGUGUGUCAUUUUUAAAAGUUAGAUCAGUGUGCUUGGCAGAUUAAUGUUUAGGAUCAAGGUGCCCCAUCUGAUACAGACCUCCAUCUUUAACACAAGGGUUUGUAUCUACUCAGUUAUGUGUAUAUCCAUAUUGGUUUCUGGUGUGUAGUCUGGUCUAUUGGCUUUUGCUUCUUAAAAGCUACCCAUGUCAAAAUGGAAAUUCAUGAGCUGUUUUUGAAGUAAGAUUUAUAACUUAUUAUAAAAGAAUAAGGCUACACCUUUGACAUGGGUACUUAUUCCAGACAAUAAUUCCUUGCUGGGAAAAAUCACUUUUACUGUAUAGGAUUACUAUUAUUUUUCUUUCCUGCCCUACAGAAUGUAAAUAAAAUAUCUGCUGCAGGCUGGUUCUAUUAGGUGGAAAGCCUUUGCUGUUUUUAGACUGAAGAGGGGGUCUCAAGUUUUGGAAAAUAACACAGUUGUAUUAGUUUGUAAACGUUUAAGAGGGAUAACCUACAAGUCUAUUUAAGAGAAACUUAUCAAGCAUACUACAAAGACCGGUAACUAACUUAAUCAGAUCAGUUCUUAACUGUUCACAGAUCAAGACAAUCGUUGCUUAAGCAGGCACAGCCUGUACAUAACAAAAUUUGUGGCUCUCUCAACUGUAGUUGGGAGGGACUGUGUACUUGCAAUAUAGCAGCAAUGUCAGUGUCAAUCUGAACACUUGACUUUGAACGAGAGAGGCUGUAUGAACUUACUCAUGCCAAAACAGCAUGAUUCUGGAACCUGUCUAUACCUAGCCAGGUUUGAGAGAGAUCUUGUAUGUUGUUGUGGUGCCAGCCUGACAGGCAAAUGUAAAUAUCAUGCAAACACCACUUAAUGUAUUUUGUGAUUUGGUAAGUGAUGGGAGCUGUAUGCUCAAAGGAUCCACACACACACACACACACAGACACAAACUGUUCCAGUAACUUGCAUUCUAAUUAGUUCAGAAUCUUAAAUGAAACAUCUUAACUGUUCAGCAAUGAACCUGAGGGAGUAUAUCGCUCAGCCACAUUUGUAUUGGCAAGAAGCUCAACUCUUCAGUGCUUGAUAUUAGAAUAAUGCAUCUUUCCUAUAAGAGAGAGGAAAUGAGUUUGUUUGAAAAGUAUCUUAAGGCUAGGGGAACACAGGUAUAGUUUAUUUUAUGUAUGGAACUGGAAGUGAAAACAGCUAGAGUGUAUUACAAGCCAAUAAAGAUUGUCUCUGUU